AACAGUUUGAAUUUUCUAUCCGAAGAGUGCGCUUAGUGCCGCUGCUGCGACGGCGUUUAGACUUCCACCUGGAAACUGAAGAGUAAUGGUGGCCAACGAGUGAGGAACCCGAAAGUCCCGUAGCAAAGUCACCAGGCAGCCGAUACGAUCCGCAACAGUCAGCGUUAGUGUCAAGGAGUAGAAAUAUCCUCCGUAACAAAGAAUCCUCGCAAAUCGCAUAAUAUAGAGUAGCAGACCGACAAAAUGUUUGAUGUCUUUGGGUCCGUCAAGGGCCUGCUGAAGAUCGACCAGGUGUGCAUCGACAACAAUGUCUUUCGCAUGCACUACAAGGCCACGGUGAUCAUACUGAUCGCCUUCUCCCUCCUGGUGACCUCGCGCCAAUACAUCGGUGACCCCAUCGAUUGUAUUGUGGACGAGAUCCCACUGGGCGUGAUGGACACCUACUGCUGGAUCUACUCUACGUUUACCGUGCCAGAGAGGCUAACGGGCAUCACCGGACGCGAUGUGGUGCAGCCCGGCGUGGGCUCCCAUGUGGAGGGCGAGGACGAGGUGAAGUACCACAAGUACUACCAGUGGGUGUGCUUCGUCCUCUUCUUCCAGGCCAUCCUGUUCUACGUACCGCGCUAUCUGUGGAAGUCCUGGGAAGGCGGACGCCUCAAGAUGCUGGUCAUGGAUCUCAACAGCCCUAUUGUGAACGAUGAGUGCAAGAACGAUCGCAAAAAGAUCCUGGUCGACUACUUCAUUGGCAACCUGAACCGCCACAAUUUCUACGCCUUCCGAUUCUUCGUGUGCGAAGCCCUGAACUUUGUGAAUGUGAUUGGACAGAUCUACUUUGUGGACUUCUUCCUCGACGGCGAGUUCAGCACCUACGGCAGUGAUGUCUUGAAGUUCACUGAGCUGGAGCCGGAUGAGCGCAUUGAUCCCAUGGCGCGGGUCUUUCCGAAGGUCACCAAAUGCACGUUCCACAAAUACGGUCCAUCCGGCAGUGUGCAGACCCACGACGGUCUGUGCGUGCUGCCCCUGAACAUUGUCAACGAAAAGAUCUACGUGUUCCUGUGGUUCUGGUUCAUCAUCCUGAGCAUCAUGUCGGGAAUAUCGCUUAUCUACAGAAUCGCUGUUGUGGCGGGUCCCAAGCUCCGCCAUCUCCUACUCCGAGCCCGUUCCCGUUUGGCUGAAAGCGAGGAGGUCGAACUGGUGGCCAACAAGUGCAACAUCGGCGAUUGGUUCCUGCUCUAUCAGCUGGGCAAGAACAUCGAUCCGCUCAUCUACAAGGAGGUGAUCUCGGACUUGUCCCGCGAAAUGAGCGGCGAUGAGCAUAGCGCCCACAAGCGGCCCUUCGACGCCUAAUUAGUGGGCGUGGCCGUGUGCCAGAGUGCCAGUAAGUCUCGUAUAUACCAUCCCACACUAUCCCAAACACUUCCCCAUCAUCAUCCAGACACUAGUUUUAGUUAGCUUCUAGCCCAAGCCACAAUUCCACUCGAUGUAAACCUCGAUUAGAUCUUAAGAUUAUACAUACGAUAUACCAUUUUUGUUUUGGUAGUUAACUUACUUUUUUUUCGACGCUACUUUAUUAGAGAAGACCUAACUAAUGACAAUAAAAAUUAUGUUUUUCCAACACAACAAAGAAACACUUUUCACCGAGUAAGAGAGAAAAGAGUUCUUCUGGUCUUACGCUCAUUUAAGCGGCUUCGGUGCAAGCAAGAUAGCAGCUGCGCAUGCGCAACAGUCAGCCAUAGCUCGAUCCCCCUCACGCACACAGUCAACUAGGGAGGAAAGAGAACGAGAGAGGACGAGAGUAGUAGGGGGCAAACCAGUUUGACCACCAGUUAGUUAAAGAUUGCUGCCAGCAGGGCAAAAGAUUCUUUCUGUCUUCUUAUGGCUUGGCAUUUCUCUACUCGAUGCCCUCUAAAUUCCAAAAGAAAGGGUAGUUUUACCUCCAUAACCACUUUGCGUAGACCAGUUUUUAUGAAGUGAUUUUUGUCUUUUGGAACACACUGAUUUUGUUUCUUUGCAACACUGUGAAAACACAAUUCAUUUCGAUCAAAUCUAAAUCUUAAGAGUAUAAGUUAGUCAUAAUAAUAGGAAGUCGCAGUAAAUAUCAUAUCAGCACCCUGAUAGUAUGUAUACCUGACAUGAUCUAUAAAAAUAUCUGUUUUUUUUUUAACUUUUGAAAUGUAUGUACCGCGUUCAUACAGGGUAUCGCACAGUUUAAGCACCAUCACAAGUGAUGGUCGAACCGUCGAGCCAACAAGCUCAUUAUUUAUUAGUCGUUUCCAUGGCUUCAGAUUUUCUUUGAUUGCCUGGGCCCCAAGAUUUUGACUCUCUGGCGACCCGAGUUGCCAUCUCCACACCGAGACAAACUAAAACUAAUGAUUUCUUGGGCUUCUUUCACUUUAGAUAUAUUACUGAUCCGGCAGGUUCCCAAUGAUUCCUUUUAAGUUUUUCAUAUAUAUUAAUAGUUUUGGUGUUUUAUCCUAUAAUUUUUUGGCAGUGUGGAAAUUUUUUGGGGACAGAGAACUCGGGUGGCGGAGAUAAGAGAAGAGCUCUCGACAUUCGUGUCUCUGCUCGUCGGACUCGACUCGUAAUCAGCGCGAAGUUGAGUUUUACUCGGGACGACUUGGGCUGCGUUGCCCAAUGUGCAGACAUUUCUCGUUUGUGGGGACUCGACUUGACUUGGGACAUGCAAUGCCAAUUAGAAGUUGGGCAACCACAUAUGUGGUGUGUAUGUACGUGACAGUAAGAGUUUUGGGCAUGGGCACUUAUCUAAUCGAAGGCGGGAAACUCGGGGAACAGAAAAAACCAUUUGAUAAGGUGCGGUGCGAGAUACAGAUACUAUACAGUUUCAGAUACAGAUACGAUACAGAUGCUGUUGCCGCUGAUUGGUGACAAAGUGUUGCAAUUAGCACACGUUUUCAUUUCCAUUUUUCUGCCCCACCUCAAGAUCAGAGAUCACAAGAUCCAGGCCCCCGUAGAUCCGUAGUUUCAAUUAAUGGCUGGCACACAAUUUAAGCGGCCUCCACAGCUUUUGAUGAUGAUCAUAAUCAACAAAUAAGCGCUGGAAAUGCUCCUGCUGCUCGCAGUUCGUAGUUCUCUAUACUCUGUUUCUAUAUCAGUGUGUAUUUUGGCUUGUAUGUGGUUUUCGUCUGACCGCCAAUUUGAGGUAUCAAUGAAUUAAUGAAUGGACCGCUCUGUCACACCCAAAACCACCCACCCAUCAGCCCACCAACCCACUUGGCCGCCAAGUUGAAUGAAACGAGAAACAGACACGCGAAAACUUUUGCUCUCUAUUGAAUGUGCCUUUCUGUAUGGUUUUGUAUUUUGUUUGUUUUGUAGUUUGUUUUUUUUACUAUACACGCACUUAAUUUGUUAAGUCAGCAACUCAUUUCCCAGGCUUUUAAUUGCAUUAAUUGCUUUCAAUUAGCGCAAAGCUAGCGAGAGUGUCAAACUCGAAUCGGGCGAAAACUAAAACUCGGAAUCAGAGAGCGCACUUAUUUCCGAUUGAAAUUGAAAUGGAAAUGCAUCGUUUGAAGUUAGACAAUGGCGAUGAUGGGAUGAUUUAUUGUUUCCUCAGCGAUUGGAAAUUCUCAGGUGAUUAGUCUUGAAUGUCUGACAGAUGCGGGAAUAGGUUUUCGUGGUCAAAAACUAGUGUAGCGACGGGAAAUUAGUUUCUUAGGCUAAACGUGUGAAAUUCGAAGUUAUGAAAUGAUAUUUUCGGCACAUAGAAUGUUGUGAUUCAUAAGCUGUAAUAAGUUAUUUAAAGUCACCAAUUUCCCCGAAAUCUUAUCGCGGCUAAAUCGCACCUUAAUCUUAAGCAAUAUAAAGUCAUUGCUGUAGUAUUAAACACAAAAGUAUUAUUAGAUAAAAUGAUUUAAUUAUUUCUUUGCAGUUUCACGCAGCCGAAAUUGGGUUAAGACGAUGAUAAGACGAUGUCGGAAAAUGGGGAAAUCAGUAAUCGGAAGGCGGAGGGAGGAUAAAGGAUAAAGGAUUAAGUAAACCAACAAUGUAGAUGAGGCCUUUCGAGCUAAUGACGAGCUAAUGAACACAUAUCAACGAAUUCCAUGGUAAAGGACAAGAUCGCAAGCAAUAGCCGAUUUUACUGUUUACUGUUUUGCAUCAACAACAAGACACGUACAAUUGCAAUUAAAAAUACAAUUACAAUAAUGUAACCAACAACAAUAAUAUAACAAAUAACAGAUACUAGCCGCAGCCAGAAACGUUAGCUAAAAGAGUGGAUUGGUUUUUUUUGGAUUGGAUUGGUUCAACGGUUUCAAGACAAUCAAAUUUUCCAUUUGCCAAAAUUAAGAAUUUCCCGACUGGACCGAAAAUCCCAUUGCCAAUCCAUUUUAAAACAUUCCUGGUAAUCUUGAAAGACAGAAGAAAAGACAUUUACAAACUAUAUAUUUUUUGUGCAGCAGCAAACAAAUUGAGAUAUGAUAGAUCUAUAUACAUCCAUAUAUAUUUUUAAUAAGCAAUUACAUAUAUAUUUAUACAUAAAUAUACAGACGGACCGAAAAGAAAUCUAUAUAUUUAUGAAUGCCACAUGCGAGUAACAUUUAUGCUAAGAGUUGUGAUCAUUGAUUAAGACAUCUAAAAAAAAAAUGCGAAAAUACAAAAAAAAAAAAGAAGACAAAAUAAACAAAACAAUAAUUUACACUUAGUAAAGAAAAAACGCCAGCAUAAUAAUACACAUUUUAUUUCAAUUUUUACUCUUUUAAUUUAGCAAUUUUCGCCAGCAAAUAAUAAUUAGAAUUAUGUAAUUCCCUUUUUUUUUGCAUAUCUUUGGUAGCAUUUAUUUAGUUUAGCGCAAUUUUUUUUUAACACACACCCGAACUCUUCGUAAAAGAAGAGCAAUUAAAUUUAUACAUAUAUAUAUAUUUAUAUAUAUAAAUAUAUAAACAUUUAUAUAUAAAUAUAUAUUUAUAGACGUAUAUAUUUUUGUAAAUGAAACUGCAAGAAGUAUACAUUUAGCUUUUAAGCGUAAAAAUGGAAAAGACCAACAAAAAUGAAAGACUCAAAAGCAAUAUUUAAUAUUUAAAAGCAAUCGAAAAUCAAAUAAAUGUGUUUGUAAACUUUGUGUUUAUCAUCGACGCGAUAAACGAGCCAAGCCUAAAAUAAGUUUCAAUUUCAAUUCCAUAUACUUAUAACUACUUACAUUAAACGAGAAUAAAAACACCCAAAACAUGAUGAUCUUUAAUAUGAUUUAUUGUUUGUACUCGAGCCGAACAACUUCAUUUCAUGCGAAAAUAAACAAGAAAAUAAAACAAGG
Molecule: messenger RNA, 5266 nt
Organism: Drosophila melanogaster (fruit fly)
Lineage: Eukaryota; Metazoa; Arthropoda; Insecta; Diptera; Drosophilidae
Gene: Inx2
Product: innexin 2
Exons: 2
Coding region: 244-1347 (367 amino acids)
Biological process (GO): transmembrane transport
Cellular component (GO): plasma membrane; basolateral plasma membrane; membrane
Source: RefSeq, marked reviewed